ACCCCAUUAGUUAGUAGUUUGUAAUUUCCUCAGCCAUCAAAUCAAAGUGGACUUUGUAACCUUUUUAAAAAUUGUGAUUUAUUAAGCCAUAGUCAUAAUUUUAUUGCAAAAACAAACAUAUUGUCAAAAUGUUCUCGCCAUACAGCAGGCAUUUGUUUUUCUCUACUCAACUUCGUCGAUUGCAAAGUACGCUCGUAGUUGCUGAGCACAACAACGAGAACCUGUUAGCUGUCACCCAGAAUGCUUUGAAUGCAGCUAAGAAAAUCGGUGGCGAUGUAUCUGUUCUAGUAGCUGGAACUAAGUGCGGCCCUGCGGCAGAGAAGAUUGCCAAAGCGGGCGGAGUGUCCAAAGUUCUUGUAGCUGAAAGUGAAGCUUUCAAGGGUUUUACUGCAGAGUCUUUAACCCCACUCAUCUUGGCGACUCAAAAGCAAUUUAAUUUCACACAUAUUGUAGCCCCAGCCACAGCAUUUGGCAAAGCCCUGUUGCCCCGAGUUGCAGCUAAACUUGAUGUAUCGCCAAUCACAGAUAUUAUUGGUAUUAAGGAUGCUAAUACUUUUAUAAGGACUAUUUAUGCAGGAAAUGCUAUCCUGACACUAGAAGCCAAGGACCCCAUCAAGGUCAUAACCAUAAGAGGCACUGCCUUUCCUCCAGAACCUCUGGAAGGUGGUUCAGCGGCUAUAGAAAAAGCACCAGAAGGAGAGUACAAAACUGACCUAACACAAUUUGUGUCCCAGGAACUUACAAAGUCAGACCGCCCCGAACUCACCAGUGCCAAAAAUAUUGUAGCUGGAGGUCGUGGCCUUAAGUCCGGCGAGAACUUCAAACUAUUGUACGAUCUGGCUGAUAAGCUGAACGCGGCGGUAGGCGCGUCGCGAGCUGCCGUCGAUGCUGGCUUCGUGCCCAACGAUUUGCAGAUCGGGCAGACCGGCAAGAUUGUUGCUCCUGACCUGUAUAUCGCUGUGGGCAUCAGUGGCGCCAUUCAACAUCUCGCUGGCAUGAAGGACUCUAAGACCAUCGUAGCCAUCAACAAAGACCCCGAAGCGCCUAUUUUCCAGGUAUCGGACCAUGGAUUAGUCGCCGACUUGUUUAAAGCGGUCCCCGAACUAACGCAAAAGUUGUGAAAAUAAUAUAAAUAAAAUGUAACUAGCUUUUUUGUUCCAAAAUAUAUAGG
This is a messenger RNA of Hyposmocoma kahamanoa, 1171 nucleotides long. It is a transcript of the gene wal, whose product is annotated as electron transfer flavoprotein subunit alpha, mitochondrial. The coding region runs from base 129 to 1121 and encodes 330 amino acids. NCBI's taxonomy places the organism in Eukaryota, Metazoa, Arthropoda, Insecta, Lepidoptera, Cosmopterigidae. The transcript has 7 exons. Gene Ontology annotation, molecular function: electron transfer activity; flavin adenine dinucleotide binding. Gene Ontology annotation, cellular component: mitochondrion. The record is from RefSeq and is a predicted model, not a curated record.